Microplitis demolitor is the source of this 1224-nucleotide messenger RNA. RefSeq names its product COP9 signalosome complex subunit 7b (gene CSN7). Gene Ontology annotation, cellular component: COP9 signalosome. Bases 171 to 1034 code for a protein of 287 amino acids. Gene Ontology annotation, biological process: COP9 signalosome assembly. NCBI's taxonomy places the organism in Eukaryota, Metazoa, Arthropoda, Insecta, Hymenoptera, Braconidae. The record is from RefSeq and is a predicted model, not a curated record. The transcript is spliced from 3 exons.
UUAAAAAAAAAAAGAAAAAAUUUUUACCGGCAGAGUUUCAGAGAAAGGACAAAAAUAAAAAUAAAAUCGACAAACUGAAAUAAAAACUAAAGACAAAAUAUUUUACCAGAAAUUACAUAAAUUACACUUGCGCUGUGGCUUAACCUAAAAGUUGAAAUUUGAAUUAAAAAAUGACUGGAAACAGUGAAAUGGAAGAAUCCUCAGUAGCUGCUGAGAAAACGUCAUCAAAUAAUCCUCUGGAGCAGUUCGUACUCCUGGCGAAGACUGCAAAAGGUGCAGCGGCUCUGCAGCUGGUGAAGCAGGCGAUCGAAGCACCGGGAGUCAACGUCUUCGGAGAAUUACUGGACAUGCCGAAUAUAAAAGAGUUAAAAAAUGGUGCGCAUGGUCCAUACUGGAACACAUUGAAUUUAUUUGCCUAUGGAACUUACAAAGAAUACCUGGAGAACAAAGACAACUUCCUGGAGUUGACGGCAACUCAGAAGAAGAAACUUCAGCAUCUGACUAUUGUCACAUUGGCGGAAAAGUCAAAGUGUAUUCCGUACUCGGUUCUGCUGACGGAGCUGGGGAUCGACAAUGUACGAGAGCUGGAGGAUUUGAUUAUUGAGGCUGUGUAUGCGGACAUCAUCAAUGGCAAGUUGGACCACAAGAAUUCGCAGCUAGAAGUUGAUUAUGCGGGACUGGGAAGGGAUGUGAAACCGGGAGAGACUGGAGCUGUCAUGGAGACUCUGGAAGCUUGGGGACAGACUUGUGAAAAAGUGCUGGCUUGCAUUGAACAGCAGGUCAUUACGGCUAAUAAUGAUAAAAGAGUUGCUACUGCUCAUAAAGAACAGGUCCAGCAGGAUAUUGCAAAUAUUAAAAAAUCACUACUGGCACAAGCUGGUGGUGGAGGUGUACAAGAAGCAGACGUUGCCGGCGGUAGUUCUGCUGCAGGAAGUGAAUCGACAAGAGAAGCGAUGUCUCUUUCAACGGACAUGAAAAAAAAACCCCAAAAGUCAAAAGGUAUCCGUGACCGCAGCAAGUUUUGGAAAACUUAACUUGCUUAUUAUAAACUUUAUUAUCAUUAUUAAGAUUCUAUUACUGUAAUUACUAUAAUAAUUAUUCCCCUGAUUCAAUUUUCUAUUUAAAAUUAUAAAUCCAUAGUUUUUUUUUACCCGAAACUUUUCAAAAAUUAUUUUAGUGUAUGUAUUUAUAACAAUAGAAAUAAAACGUUUUCAUUUAUUAUUA